Messenger RNA from Alternaria arborescens, 456 nucleotides. RefSeq lists its product as hypothetical. The coding region runs from base 1 to 456 and encodes 151 amino acids. Gene Ontology annotation, biological process: translation. Gene Ontology annotation, molecular function: structural constituent of ribosome. NCBI's taxonomy places the organism in Eukaryota, Fungi, Ascomycota, Dothideomycetes, Pleosporales, Pleosporaceae. The transcript is spliced from 3 exons. The record is from RefSeq and is a predicted model, not a curated record. Gene Ontology annotation, cellular component: ribosome; cytosolic small ribosomal subunit.
AUGUCGGACGGAGAAGACGAUACCAAGUCCCAAGUCAGCGCGGCCGCCGAGGUCGAGGUCUCUGCCGAUGCUUCCGGCGGUAAGGGCCAGAUGAGCGUCCUCGAGGCUCUCAAGGGUGUCCUGAAGCUCUCUCUCAUCCACGACGGACUUGCCCGUGGUCUGCGCGAGGCCUCCAAGGCCCUUGACCGUCGUGAGGCGCACAUGUGCGUUCUCAACGAGGCUUGCGAGGAGGAGGCAUACAAGAAGCUCGUCGUUGCUCUGUGCUCCGAGCACAAGAUCCCCCUUAUCAAGGUUCCCGAUGGCAAGCAGCUCGGCGAGUGGGCCGGUCUCUGCCAGAUCGACCGCGAAGGCAACCCCCGUAAGGUCGUCAACUGCUCUUGCGUCGUCGUCAAGGACUGGGGUGAGGAGUCCCAGGAGCGCAGCAUCCUCCUCAACUACUUCCAGACCGAGCAGUAA